Molecule: messenger RNA, 1892 nt
Organism: Nymphalis io (European peacock)
Lineage: Eukaryota; Metazoa; Arthropoda; Insecta; Lepidoptera; Nymphalidae
Exons: 6
Coding region: 163-1113 (316 amino acids)
Biological process (GO): positive regulation of actin filament bundle assembly
Cellular component (GO): actin cytoskeleton; nucleus; Z disc
Molecular function (GO): actin binding
Source: RefSeq, a predicted model, not a curated record
GUCAGAAAACUUCGCAGAGAUAACAACAAGUGGCCCCAAAUAAGUGCGGUGUGUGUAGUGUCCUUUGUGCUGAUAAACGAAAAGAAGAAAAAUCGAAUUAAUUAGUUGGAGUGAAACAGUGAUAUCGAACAGGCAGUGAUAAAAAGAGACGGAAAAUUAACAAUGAUGACAAUUAGCGAGAGUCAGUAUUCAUCGAACAAAAUGUCCAGUAUUCACAAGAUCAACGACCGUGUCGUGCACAGGGACAGCUUCGACGACGUCAAAAGUUCUUCCAGCGUCAACAGUUCGCUCAUCACGAAACGAGGCUUUAAACCUUCAGAUAUGUUCGAUCCUAAAAAAAAAGAGUUCUUAACGAACCUCAGCUAUAAAUUGUUCCCUGUAAGUUGGAACGAUGUGGACGUUCCCAGCAGCGAAACAAUACUCCCGGAACUUAUUGCUGAAGAUUUGGAGAACAAGCCGAUUGUCGUCGGUGACAAGGAAGUCGAUUUGAACAAGAUUUUCACACCAGCUCCGGAUGCUGAGGAACACAUCAUAAAAAAAGAUCGCAAGUUUGAGAAAACCUUCGCAUCAUCAGCGUUCUAUGUACCCGGAGUUCAUCCAACAGUCAAGGAACAAAUGGAUCUUGCACGAGCGAUCUCCAAAUCCCUGUCUGACUCCAGCAAUCACAUGAGCAAGGGACAAAGCAUGUACGUUAACAGGAAGAAACGAUCCGUGAAGUGGGUGCAUGAGGGGAGAGGACGCAACACAUCCAACACAUGCGCCACAGUGUCGCCUGUUGCUAACCACGACACACCGUAUCGCCCGCCAUCGAGUCUGCGCAACCAAAAAACCUAUCCGAAAUCAGCUCUGAAACACACAUCGAACUUACCAAAAAUGGAGCCUUUCCCUGUAACACCGCCAACAAUAUCCAUACAAGACAUCGAAGUACAAGUACCGUUGGCACCUACGAAGUUAAACGACGUCUACGCAUCGCCAAAAAGCCCGCGCUUGCCGCUUGUCUUUGGUCCGAAUUACAACGUAGCGCCGAGAGGUUGGGGCGAAAUGAAAGAUUAUUACCGGCCAGUGUCACUAGAUGGCGUUGGUAAUGUUAAAGCUGGUUACACGGAUUAUUAAUAACAUUUACCGAUUGCAGAUUAAUUUUCAAACGAUAAUUUAAACGGAUUGACAAUAGAUAUCUAUACGAAACAAAGCUGUUUUAUGCGUUGUAUUUUUAAGCGAUGUUGGAUACUCAAUUAAGUAUAUUUAAUCUGUUAAGAAUAUAUAUUAAAAAGUAAAGUGUUAUUUUUAAUUUACUUGAUUUUUUUUGUAGUUUUAUAAAAGUAAAACUAAAUUCAUUUUAGAAUGAUUUCAAUUUGAUAAGACAAAUGAUUGCAUUGUUUUAGAGAAAUUAUUAUUAAGCAUUUAGUUUGUGUACCAAAUAUUACUUAUUUUUGUUUAUUAUUAUAGUUUAUUAAUAAUUUUAUCAUAAUCAGUUUUUUUUAAAUUAACGUUAAAAAUUAAAGUCUUUUGACUAGUCAUAUUUUAUUGUGUAAUUAAAUAACACGCAAAUAAAAUGUUUCGUUAGGAACGUCAUAUUGCUUAUGUUUUUUAAUCUGUAUGUAUUGAUAUUGAGUAAUUUUAAUCUUUGAUGUUUACCAUGAGGUCGCUCUUUCUAUACUGUCGAAUAAAGGUAAAAACUCGUUUUUAAACAUUUAAAUAUUAUCGUUAAAAGCAGGCAACAGCAAAAUAUAUAAUAAUUAAUUUAUUGUUUAAUUCAAAUAAUUCUUUGAUUCAUCUUAGAUAUUUUGAUUAAAUGGUAAGUUAAUUAUUUAUCUGUAUAAAAAAUAUUUAUUUUAUGUGUCUGUGGUAUUUUUGUUAAGCACUAUAUUUAAAAUAAAUCAAAUAAGGAUGUA